GAUCGAACAUACACACAGAAAAAGAGAGUAACAGAGUAAGAGACUGCCCAGUGACUUUGUGCAUAAUGAUCUCUUGUUGUUUAUUAAAUUGAAUAAACAAAAAUAUAUAAAAAAUGAGUAAUAAUAAAUCAAAUCGUCAUUCAAAUGCAGAUAGUAGUAGACGUGGUGAACCACCCGUUGAUUUGGAGUACCAAUUUAUCAUGAGAUUUCCACCGGAACCAGCAAAAAUGCUUCGAGAACUUUUACAAUCUGGUGCACCUUUAAAAGACAGAUUAUCAAUAAAACUUGAUAAUAAUCCUAAUGAUAAUGAUAUACGUUAUGGUGAAGUUAGAUUUGAUCAUUGGUUUUUUCAUAGUAAACUCGUUGAUUUACCAACAAUUGUUGAAUCAUUAAAAACAAUUGAUAAUAAAAGUUUUUACAAAACAGCUGAUAUAUGUCAAAUGUUACUUUGUCGUGAAGAAGAAGAUUUAAGUAAAGAUGAAGAUGAUACAACAGUACAAAAAAAAAAAAAAGAUCCAAAUAAAGUUGAUAAAAAAUUUUUAUGGCCACAUGGUAUAACACCACCAGUUAAAAAUGUACGUAAAAAACGUUUUCGUAAAACAUUAAAAAAAAAAUAUGUUGAAGCACCUGAAAUUGAAAAAGAAGUUAAACGUUUAUUACGUGUUGAUAAUGAUGCAAUUAAAGUUAAAUGGGAAGUAAUAUGUGAUGAUGAAGAUACAACAAAAACAAAUAAAGUUAUAACAAAUUCUGGUACAGUUAAAGGACAUGAUGGUAAUAAUGGUAAUUCAAUGGAAAAUAUAGAAAAUAUGGAGCAAGACAUAUUUGGUGGAGCUGUUAGUGAUAGUGAAGAUGAUGAUGAUGAACAAAGAAUAAAUGUUGAAAUUGAUGAAACAAGUAGAUUAUCAGCUGAUAGUCGUAUAUCUGAUUCAAAUUCAAUGCAAGUUGGUUAUUCUGAACGUUCAAGACCAGAUUCAAAUGCAAAUAAUUGUAAUGAACUUGUUACUGAAUUUAGUCGUGAUAUGUUUCAAUCACGUAGUAAUGAUGAUAAUACAGAACAAAAAAUACCUAAAGUUGAAAAUCCAUUUCACUCAGAGUAUAUUAUUCCUGAUAAUUAUUGUGAUGUUCCAGUAUCUGCUGAAAAAGAUUCAAUACAAAUGAGACUUGAUGCUCUUCGUGCUGAACUAGCUAGUAUACGUGAUCAAAAACAACAACAAGAAAUAUCAAUUGAAAACGUUGAAAAUACAACAUUACGUGAAAGAAUUCAAAGUAAUUUAAAUCAUCUAGCAACACUUGAAGCUCAAAAAAUGCAAGAGAUCCAAAAUUUAGAAAAUGUGUAAGUACGUCAAACAAUAAUUAAAAAUUAUGAUAAUAUUUGUGCAUUAAAAUAAUUUAUAAUAAUAAACUUAAAAGAAAUAAUUACUAAAUCUAUUACAAUUUAAUUUUUUAAAACAUACAAAUCACAAAUUUAAAAUGUUAUUACAAUUUUUUUUCAUUUUUUCUCAUCUACAAUGUAAUAUUUUAUACAUAUAUUAUUCGAAUUAAAUAAACUACAAUAGUUUUAAAUGAUUUCUAUAAAUUUUUUUUCUUAUUUAAUCAUAUUUUUUUUGUUAAUAAAUAAAAUGACAUGCGUUUGGUAUUAAAAAUUUAGCUUACGUUUUUUUUUUUUUUUUUUAUAUUUAUUCUUAACAAAUAUUGCGAGCGUUAAAAUAAAACAAAAAAAAAAAAAAAUAUUAUCUUUAAUAAUGAUAAAAUAUUUUUUGUUAUAAAAUAAAAAAUAAUAAUAAUAUUUAAAAAUAAAAACAAAUAUUGAUUUUAAAAUUGGCCCCUUAAAAAAGGAUUAGUCGAUAUUGGAAAAUUUAAAAAAUUUAAAACAAUAAUAAAUACUUUGUUAAUUAAAAAAGAAAAAAAAAACUGAUCAACAGUGGACCGAUAAAUAAUUGAUUGUUAAAAAGAAAAAAAAAACAAUUUAAACAGAGUUAAAAUUUUAAAAAGAUAAUUAUUCUUUUUUUUUUCUUAGUCAAGUUAUUCGGAGCAAAGUGUCUAAAAAUGAUUUUUAGAUAAUUAUUAUCUAAAUUACUAAAUGCGAAUAAUAAUUCAAUACUUUGUAUUGCCAUACAUAUACGUUAAAAUAUAUAUGUCUAUAAUGUUUUUGUUUUUUUAAACUGUAUAUUGGAUCGACAUGGUGAUGUGUAUGUAAAUUAUCAUUUAACACAAAAAUGAUAAAAUAAUUAUGCUAAAGUCUUGGAAUAUUUGAUACAGUACCACUUACAAUUUGAUCUUGUAUACAAAUACGUAAAUCUUUUUCAUCACCUUCACUCUCAGUAUCAAGACUAAAAUUACGACCAAUAUUUUCAGUCGAAUCAGUCCACUGACGUUUGCUAUUUCUCAUCCUCAUGAUCUAUUGAACAAAAACAAAAAAAAAAAAUCAAUUAAUUUUAAUAAUAUUAAUAAUAUGAAACUAAAAUUAAAAAAAUUAUUAAUUCCAUCGAUGCAUCAAGUUGUUGAUAAACCUGAAAACUCAUGCAUACACCUAGAUGUUUCUAAUUUACAGACAAGCUAUUUAAAAAAAACUUAAAAAGUAAAUAUCAAUACUAAGCACUCAUUUUAUACAAUACACUUGUUUAAAUAAAUAAAAAUAAAUAUUUAUUCAUUAAGAUAAUAUAAUGAUUCUGCAAAUUAUGAUAAAAAUUAAAAAUUAAAAAACUGAUAUGCUACUGACAAGACAAUCAAUGAUACAAAUAUCAGAUGUUAUCAUAAUAAAGUUAUAAAAUUUAUAAAAUAAAAUAUAUAAAACGUACUCGGAUGGAUUUUUAUUAAUAAACUUACUCGAGCCAGCGCCAAGGCUCAGUCUCUGGACUUGUUAUUGGCGUGGGAAACUAAAAGGUACAUGAAUUAAUGAAUUAAUUAAACAUAUGAUUUAAAAAUAAAAAUAAGUCCAUUUAAUAAGGAAUGUUAACAAUGUGAUGAAUUGUAAAAACACAUAUUGUUAUUAUAUGUAAUUGUAAUAAUUAAAUAAAAUUUACCUCAGCUUUUAA
This is a messenger RNA of Aphidius gifuensis, 3035 nucleotides long. It is a transcript of the gene Taf7, whose product is annotated as transcription initiation factor TFIID subunit 7. Bases 114 to 1337 code for a protein of 407 amino acids. Gene Ontology annotation, biological process: RNA polymerase II preinitiation complex assembly; transcription initiation at RNA polymerase II promoter. The record is from RefSeq and is a predicted model, not a curated record. The transcript is spliced from 4 exons. Gene Ontology annotation, cellular component: transcription factor TFIID complex. Gene Ontology annotation, molecular function: RNA polymerase II general transcription initiation factor activity. Lineage: Eukaryota; Metazoa; Arthropoda; Insecta; Hymenoptera; Braconidae.